Messenger RNA from Cylicocyclus nassatus, 345 nucleotides. The record is from the annotation of a GenBank genome assembly. Lineage: Eukaryota; Metazoa; Nematoda; Chromadorea; Rhabditida; Strongylidae.
AUGUACAAGCCACGAAAUCAAAAAAUCCGCACAGGGGUAUUACUUGUGGUCACUGCACAACCGCUGCUUGCAUGUUUCAACUUGAACUUCGACUUACCGCCUCCUAUCAUAGGACCGAUGCCACCGCCAAAUCGACCAAUUUUACAGUGCUGCAAUGGUCAGGUCGUAUGUGCACCUGCUGCUCCACCAUGUCCAUCGGGAGGAGGAGGAGGAGGAGGCUACGCUGCUCCUGCCCCUUCUUAUGCAGCAGGACCACCUCCGCUGCCAUCGUAUGCAGCACCGGCUGGACCAGCACCUAUAGUUCCGCCAGCUCCGCAAUUACCACGAUAUGCAGUUGCAGGGUAA